AUGGCAUUGCUAGAAAAUGUGAAGCACCACUCACGAGCAGAGUUCGUUCUUGGCCGUUUUGACCAGAAACACAUGGACAAACCAGGCUCGUUGAAGCAGACUGGUUGGAAUGAUCCCACGUCUCCGUCUUUCACACCUUCUCACCUCUGUGUUCUUGUUUCCUCCUCUACAGAGUCGUGGGUGGAGCUGUACUACGGUGCAUCGUCGUCAGCGUCUGAGCGUGCCACGCCUCCCCUGACGGGCAACAUGCACAUCCUCGAGAAGCUGCUGCUGGAGGCCCAGAGAGACUCUAACGUGUCCUCCGCACGUGGCAGUGGCAGUCCCAAGAGCCCACACAGUCCGGCAAGUGAAACCGUCCCCUUCAUCAUAAACAGGGAGGAGAAGCAAAUUGCAACCGAUUGGAUCUGGGACUGGAGCAGCCGCCCUGACCAGCAGCCUCCCAAGGAUUGGAACUUCCGUCACCCGGCAAGUGUGGGUGGCAUCCGGAAGCGCCCCGUGUUGAGCCUGCGUGGUUCGCGUAUCAUCCGCCUGGCUGACAUCUUUCCCCUACUGCUGCUCAGCAACAUCCUCUCAAUACUGCUGGGGGCUGGCAUUGGGGUUUGCAUUGGCCGGCGUAUGAGGGUGGCCAACGUUGAGUGAUCUCGCCAUCACGGUGUCUCUGACGACGCGGGCACAGAUGCUGCGACGUGGUUCGAAGGCUCUGUGCUGGUCGUCGAUCAACGCUGCUUCUCUUUUCCUCGAUCGCCCAGCGCCUGACCAGUUGUCGACUCGCUGUGGGACCGGCUUGCCAAAGCGGUUGCCAGAUGAACCCCCCAGAAAAUGGCGUGCUUGCCCUUUUCGCACUCGAUGCGCAUCCGGAAUGGUCCGGUCCGCAGAUACAGCAGCCUAAUGUAACUUCCCGUGUCUUGCGUAGUGAGAGAAUCGCUCAUCCAUAUUUAGUGCAAUUAAUUUUGACAGUGGUGUACAUCUUUUUAGAAAAAGGAAACGAAAAAAAAAAACGAAGAAAGAUGGUUGUGCUUUUGGGAGACGUGCAAAUUGAGUCACCUGCUGCAUAUCCGUGCAAAAUGUGUGUGCAACACCGCUCGUCUGCUCGAUGCCGGCCGUGCAAAACCUAAGAACUGUCCUGCAAGAGCUGAGCAAGUUGUGCGAGUAAUGCAAGGCAUGGCUACAUGAGUAGAGUAACAUUUAAUGGCAUUCACUCCAAAUCGUGUGCAUGUCAUGUGCUUGAACCAGAUUGAGCUGGAUCCUCUGGUCACUGGUUACUGACAUGCAGCUUGCAUUGUCAGUAUACACGGCACAGAACAAACAUGUCGUGCCUCCGAGUUGCCGCUGGGAAGAGGCUGUGAGCGGUAAUGUAUGCACACAUUAUGCAACGUGAUUUGGUGUUCUGCUUCCUUGUCCCAUACUCUUUGUCUUUCAAACUACCGAGCGUGGACCUACCUUUUCGAAAGCUCUUCCACUGUUAAAUAAAAACCUUUGCAGCCUGGUAUUCCAUAUCGAAUUUCGGUGCAAGACACAUAACUUAUUUUAUAAAUCGACAGGCCUUGGGAAAUGUAGAUUACAUUGUGCAUUUCUAGAAUGCCUUUCUUAUGAAAUGACAUGUCAAUCAUCGGAAUGCCAUUUUUUAAGCUUGCACUGGUGUUUUCUUUUUUUUCUUUUGCGGGACAGUGUGGUAAGUCGAUUACAAGUAUUGUGAAAAAUUUGCCUUAAUUUGUCUUGAAGGAGGUAUGCACACUUCUCUGGCUGCUGUUUAAAAUGUAAAGUGUUUAAAAUGCUUUUUAACUUCAACACAGCUUUUACAAAAGAACUUUUUUGCCAUGUCAAAUGUGCUGGCAUGAUUGCGUUGUUUUAUGUUUGCUUAGAUUCAAAGCAAAAGUGUGUAAUGUUAGGGUGGCUAGCCUAAUAUGAGUGAUAUAUUGCGUGCUAUCAUUGCAAGUAGGUUUCACUGCACAGUACAUUAUGGUGGUACUUUGGUUGCACCAUGUAUUCAUUAAAUGUUGUUGCAUUCUUUCAAUACAUCAGUUAUACUUGGGCAUGGUCCAUGCAAUCCCCUUGCUAUUUUGAGCUUUUAUUGGUAUCUGGGACUGCUUUGCAGUUUGUCCCGUUCAACAGAACUGCAACUGUUAUUUUUCUCUGCCGUAUUCUUCUGGUUUGUAGUCCACAGCUCGCGUAUAUAGCCCACAGCGGCAAAUUUUCACGCAAAAUUUUUCCUCUGGCCGUUCCCCCUUGCUUUUGACUUUUGACUUAAUAUAGUUUUUUUUAAUUUUCUCAGAUGUUCACAUAUUACUUUGUGCAUUUGGUCAUUUAUAUAUGGUUACUUGUCAACGGGCAAAUUUAUGUGGUGAAAGCAAGCAGCUUCUCUUAUUGCAAGUGGCAUUCACUUGCAUGUAAAGAGCUGCCAAUAUAAGCAGAAAAUAUUGCUUGCGGGCAGGAAAUACAGUUCUGCAACUUCAUUGCGUGAUUUUAGCAUGGUAAAAAUUUGCCAGUGGAGUCUGGCCUGUUUAUUAUAAUUUUAAUAAGGUUAGAGGUCAUCAUCAUAAUUAUGAUACCAACACUUGCGCUCCUUUGGCUUUCGCAAGCUGCCAUUGUAGUUCGUACUCAUAUAGUAUUGCUGCACGCAUGUGGUAUUUGGUUGUUUGAACGAGGCGCGCGGGCGCCAUCACUCGAGAAAAGAAGAGGAAGAACGAGCUGGGCUCGUGCUGUGAAUCUAACCGGUCAGCGCUGCAACCGCUGUUGUAAAUACAACCUGUAAAUAGUUGGUAGUCUUACUGACUCGUCCUUCUCGACAUUCUUAACAUUCGACUCGUCCUUCGCGACACGCUCAUACAUGCUGAGCCAGUCGUCGAUGUCAACGCCAUUUUGGGCGGAGAAAUAUCCCAGGAUUACGGAGACUAGGAACCGUAACGUACGUUGUGGUUGACGCCGCAGGUGUAGGUGACGAUGAGGUGUUUCCAUCGGAAGCCAUGGCUGAGAAGACGACGGUGCGGCCGCUUCGGAGCUCCGUGGCGAAGACGGGGAACGUUCCGUUCCACCUCCACUAGAAUGUUAUGCGAAGGACGAGUCAGUAAGACUACCAACUAUUUACAGGUUGUAUUUACAACAGCGGUUGCAGCGCUGACUGGUUAGAUUCACAGCGCGAGCCCAGCUCGUUCUUCCUCUUCUUUUAUCGAGUGACGGCGCCCGCGCGCCUCGUUCAAACAACCAAAUACCAUACGCGUGUAGCAGUAUUGUUAAUGUCGCGCAAGGCCUUCAGCUUUUAAGACAUGUAUAGCCUGUGGUCUUACACACCAGAGAAUGCGGAAGUUUCUGUCUGUCUGCAGUGCCUGUCUUGAUUCGUGCCACCUCAACACCUUGCAUUGUUACUUGCGAUUUAAAGAAAAUGUGUAUUCCCACAUGAAAGCAAACUGUACCAGUGUGUAUUUUCACAAACCUCGAUCGAUGUUCUCUGCCCUGCUGUUUGUGGUUGUGGGUUGACUUUGGUGGCGUAAUCUUCCAGGUGCAUGUAAAUAUCCUGAGGUAUGCAAACUGAGGUUUUCGACGACCGUCAGUGACAUACAUUUCUGAAAGCGGGAGACAUUCAGGAAACUCACUGGUUGUCAAACCUUUAACCUUUCAUCGGAGGAAAUGCAGUUUGAGACAAACAAAUGAACAGCUUAGUGAAACUGCGCAAUUCAAUUCAUCUGCUGUUCGAUUUUGCACUUUUUAGUGGUCGCUUAUGCAACUUCCGGGAAUGUAUUCUCGGAGAGUCACUUUUGGUUAUAUCACUUUCAGUGUGCCUUGAUUGGCUGGUUGAGUGAAACCUCUCGAAUCGUACAACGUACCGUGUACUACGCCACGCAAACCUGAUAGUACUAUCACCGAAGUGAUUGUCCAAGAAUAUGUCCCCUGGACUGCACUGUGCUCACUUCUGGAUGCUUCAGUUUAGCUGCAUGUGCCCUGAAAUAAGGUUUAAUUCAGUUUAUCUUCAUUAAAAGUGAGACUCCAAAAGGUAUUUCACUGCAGGGGUUGUUGUUGGCCCAGUGGUACCACGUCUUGGUUGAUUUUGGCGGCGUUUGGGGGGGAACGAAGGAAUUGUGUAGUUACAUGGGUAUUCAGCCUGCUUCCAAAGACGUCGACUGAAUACAGCUAGCAUUUGUCUGUGGCGCAUGAUUUCAUGCGUGCCAUGUGAAACGCUGCUGGGACCUUGCCCAGCAACAUUUAGCUUAGCUUGAAUUUGGCAAAAUUUUCAUAGCUCUAAUAUUUUCCUUUGGUGCAAUUGCACGACGGAAACCAAAUUUUCAUAUGCUUGGCAAGUUUCAAAAGACCGGUCUCGCUUCACUUCCUUCCCGAUGCGAAAUCCCCCACUGUUCAUUCCGAGCUAAGAGGCAGCGUAAAUAACCGAUGCUGCGUACCAUUCUUCCUGCAGGCCUUGUGGAAAGUGUGCUUUGCUGUUAUCGUACAUUUUACAUACUCAAAAAAAAAAAAAAAAGAAACGGCUCACAGACUUCCUGUGCCAUAUGUCUUGUUACAUACUCGAGUUCUUGUGCUCUUCCCUGUAGUUUGCAGUGAUGUUUCCUUAAGUCGCUGGAAAAAAGAACAAGUAGUCUUCAGUCAUUGCACCGUAUAAUCUCGUCACGUGUUACUACAAGUGGAGAGCUGUGCUCAUAGAUGCGCUCUUAUGAGCAUGCAUAACAAAAUAUAAGCCAGUGGUGGCAUGUUGUCCAACUAUAGCAUCAAAAACUUGUCAUUUAUGUACACCGUUAUCACGCCAGGCUGCAGAAUCCUGUUUUUUGUCGAAGUGGUUAGGUCUAACUGGUUCUUCAUCUAAGCUGGUUUUAAGAAGUUCGCAUCCUGCACGAAAAUGUACUUUUGUACUUACAUCCCCUCCUUAAAAAUUGUUGAGACGCUGAUAUCGGCAAAAAAAAUUUUUUUUUGUUAUAUCAGAUGUUUCGUAAUAUGUCUUUGUUAUAUUGAGGUUUUGCUGUAUUUGCUUGAAGACAUCUUUUAAACAAAGUUACUUGAAUUGUUUGGGUUUAUAGGCCUUUGUGCUUUUCGUAUUAAAAAGAAACCUUCCUUCUGCCAAGCUGAUUUUAUUCAUCUGUAGCGUCAAGAGAUCUUAGAAGGUCGAUGCGCAUAACGUCUUUCAGUUUUGAACUUGCAAGUUCACAACACAUCGCAGGGUGCUCGCCGAAUGGCUCAAUGUGCAUUACCUACGCAGGAACACCUUCGUAGGGUCGCCUGAAUUGUGGCAGGAUGCGUGUUCUUACAUAUUCACGCGGGUCUUUCCUGUCUGGUGAUGAAUAGUCACACUCCAUAUCCAACAUUAAAAAGAGGGAGAGAAUUAUUUUGCUGCUAUUUUCACUCAAAUUAGUCGUAUUUGGUAGGAAUGUAGGGAUCUGAGCUUGCAGUCUCCUUUGGCGCGGAAUGCUAGCUAAAUUUGUCCCAUUUUCACAGGAUGUUGCACCGCUGUUCUGAGGGCGUGCUCAUGCCGGGUUCGGGGCUUUUUCUUGAGAGCCUUUGUUUUUAUAGCAAAUAACUUGUUGCUCUUGCAUCUGGUACAGUUUUAAAACAAACACUUGAUGGCAAAGAAGGCACAUUUCUGUACCCUUGGUCGACCUGCAGGCUUGCGGGAUUGGAUGAAAAGUGAAACGCUAUAUUUCAUAACCAUUUUGUAAAUUUUUUGAUGCUUUGAACCCUGUAGCUUUGUAAUAUUUUAGAUGUUGUGGGCAUCAAAAAGAGCCUGGUGCCCAUGUUUCUUUGGUGAUGUGAAAAGGGAACAAUGUUCGAGGGGUUGGCUUGGGAUUUUCUUUCAGGUUGUAGUAAUAUUUUUGCACAUAAAUGGGGAUGUUGCGUCAGAAGAGUGUAGUUUGUUUUCUCCUGCUGCCCUGUGUUGGUUGCAUGUAUGCAUAUAGCCAUUCCGCUCUGAUUGGCUAGUGCCGAUUGAAGCUGAAUGGCUCUUGCUAUGCCAACUAGCUCAGGAUCCUCUAACUUGUAAUGACUCGGCAACUGCCGAGGCUCAUGAUAUUGAAGAAGUGGUGAUGUGCUUCAAUGUGAAUAGUUUAGGACUGUAAGGAGUAACCAGCUGUUGCACAGUUAUGAGUCAAACUGCACAUAUUGAAGCAAGCUGAACCUUUUUAUUUCAGUGACACGAUGACUCCAGUGCCAUUAAAUGACAGAACAGCAGCAGGCAUUUAGUUGAGUAAGAUGUCAAAAAAAAAAGUUGGUAAUUGUAACUAAAUGAGUCACGCUCUAUAAGCAGCUUGGCCAAAACUUGGAUUAAUCACUUUUGGCUAGCAUCUGGACUUCAGAUCUUUGACUUGACUGUGCGACAGCUGUCGUAACCUAUGUGGUGUGUACAUAACUUUUAAGGAAGUGUUGUUGUGUUGGUUUUUGUGCUUGGGUGCACUCGGUUUUAUCAUUUGUCUUGCGAGCUGCAGUCGGCAGAGUUUGCACUUUUUGUAUAUUACAUUUUGUCUUCGGUACAUGUGGUGCUGCGCUGGCAGUGUGUUAAAAUUUUUUUUUUCUGACAGUGCUCCAGCACUGAUGCCUAACAUGUGGCCCAUCUUUUUGUUUGUGUUAGAAAGAGUGCAUUCGACGUGACUUGCAGAGGGUGGUAUUUGUUCGACGUUUUCUCUUCACAUUCUGAAGGUGGAGAGGAUGUGUGUGACGGAAUGGUGCAACCCUUUGUACGUGUUGAUUGAAAUAAACAGAUGAUCGUUUA
Dermacentor silvarum is the source of this 6700-nucleotide messenger RNA. It is a transcript of the gene BNIP3, whose product is annotated as BCL2/adenovirus E1B 19 kDa protein-interacting protein 3. The coding region runs from base 1 to 639 and encodes 212 amino acids. Gene Ontology annotation, cellular component: nucleus; mitochondrial envelope; mitochondrial outer membrane. Gene Ontology annotation, biological process: mitochondrial outer membrane permeabilization; positive regulation of apoptotic process. The record is from RefSeq and is a predicted model, not a curated record. The transcript is spliced from 6 exons. Lineage: Eukaryota; Metazoa; Arthropoda; Arachnida; Ixodida; Ixodidae.